Rhinocladiella mackenziei CBS 650.93 is the source of this 1212-nucleotide messenger RNA. RefSeq lists its product as uncharacterized. Lineage: Eukaryota; Fungi; Ascomycota; Eurotiomycetes; Chaetothyriales; Herpotrichiellaceae. Gene Ontology annotation, molecular function: oxidoreductase activity. The transcript is spliced from 2 exons. The record is from RefSeq and is a predicted model, not a curated record. The coding region runs from base 1 to 1212 and encodes 403 amino acids.
AUGACAACAUCAUCCUCUUCCUGCCCAAUCGACCCCGCCGUGGGAAUCCUCUCCAUCGGCGACAUGGGCAUAGGUGUCGCCCGUCUCCUCCGUCAUCAUGACUACACCGUCUACACCGUCGCCAUAGGCAGAAGGCAAGCCCAGCACACGCUCGACCGGAUCAAAUCGUCCCAAAUAAUCACGCUAGACUCAGAUGAGGACUUGGUCGCCGAAGCCGACAUAAUCCUCAGCAUUGUCCCCCCACGAGACGCCAUAGCAACGGCAAGAAGGGCAUUCGAAGCAUGUCGAUCCCAAAAGGCCAUCAAACGCCGCAGCGAGAGGAAAGGCACCGCGGCGCUGAACCAGGCCCCGAGUCUGACCUACAUUGAUUUGAACGCCAUCAGUUCAUAUACCGCCAAAAACAUCGCGACAAUGUUCAGCACGCCAGCAUCACCCAGCUUACCACGCCGACACUCCAUCACCCGCUCAUUCACGUUCCAUCGUAAAGACUCCGAGCCCGAACUGGACCCGAUCUCCAUCAACUUCCUCGACGGUGGCAUCAUCGGCGGCCCACCUUCGCUCCGUCCGGACAAAACUUGGAAACGCCCUUCAAUUGUCAUCUCAGGACCCAAACACGAUGAUCUCCUCUCCUCAUCCCUCCGCGACCUCUUAAACGUGAAAAUCGUCAGCGACAAAAUCGGGCCGGCGUCCGCUCUUAAGUCAUGCUUCGCUGCGCUUUCGAAGGGUUUCACCGCCCUGUCCAUCCUAUCCUUCACCACAGCACAGACAUGUGGUAUCCUGGAUUCACUGACCGAGCAUUUGGAAGAAUUCAACCCUUACGCACUAAUGAGCGCCCGUCGUGGCUUGACGGACAUGCCUCCCAAAGCGUACCGCUGGGUCGAGGAAAUGAGGCAGAUCAACGAGACCUUCGUGGAAGAAGGCGGCUUCAGCCCGGCUGUACUUCACGGCAAUGGUCACCACGCGAACAACAAUAAUCACCUCCACACCGAUGGUACCCACGGCGGUGCAAGCGGCGUCUUCGAAGGCAUCGCGGAGAUUUACAGGUUGAUUGCGGACGAUACAGUGCUCGGGCAGGAGCGAGUGGAGAAGCGCAAGCGGGGCACAGACGUGCAGGACGUCGCGGAGUGUAUUCGUGAAGGCAUUGCGAGGAAGAAACGCAAGGGCACGGCGGAGGAAGAUCUCGAUUUGACCUGGCGGGGGAGUUGGUCUUGA